Messenger RNA from Sus scrofa (pig), 1779 nucleotides. RefSeq names its product olfactory receptor 1J4-like. Gene Ontology annotation, biological process: G protein-coupled receptor signaling pathway. NCBI's taxonomy places the organism in Eukaryota, Metazoa, Chordata, Mammalia, Artiodactyla, Suidae. The record is from RefSeq and is a predicted model, not a curated record. Gene Ontology annotation, cellular component: membrane. Gene Ontology annotation, molecular function: G protein-coupled receptor activity; olfactory receptor activity.
UUCCUUCCUUCUUUCUUUCUUUCCUUCUUUCCUUCCUUCUUUCCUUCCUUCCUUCCUUAUUGUAGUCCCUCUAAUGAGAAGAAGUGAGUUAUGUGUUGGUCAGUUCGUUUUGUACAUGGUACACCAAUUUCCCAAUAAUAUUUUAAGUGGUGUGUGUGUGUGUGUUCAUCCAUGAAUAGUUGUGUAAGACAGACACAAACACAUAAGCAGCCUGACUGUAGAUCCAUUGAAAGGACUGUGUCUUAUUUAUUACUCUCUCCCUACUGUCUAUCAUAGUGACUCCACUAUGUAGAACAAAGAAUGAGCUAUUACUUACUUCCACAGAAGUGUUUGAUUGAAGUCAUAUACUUUCUCCAUAUGAUAGUCAGUGUUCAGACAAAGCAAGUUGUGCUGCUCUCACCAGAAUGGAUGAGGCAUCAGUGCAUGAUUGCAGUGCACUAAGACCUAUCUGUACACUGACACAGUCACUCUGAGAAACCAUGUGACCAGGUGGUAACUGCUAUGCUCAGUACUUCUAAAUUCCUGACAUUUCCCAAUACUCUUCAUUCCCAGAAGAGAGAAAAUGAGCAUGAGGAGGGGGAACCAGAGCCAUGUGUCUGAAUUCCUCCUCCUGGGGCUCCCCAUCCAGACAGAGAAGCAGGGCUUCUUUGCCCUGUUCCUGGGCAUGUACCUGACCACAGUGCUGGGCAACCUGCUCAUCAUCCUGCUCAUCAGGCUGGAUCCUCGCCUCCACACCCCCAUGUACUUCUUCCUCAGACACUUGGCCCUCACAGGCAUCUCCUUUUCAACUGUCACUGUCCCUAAGAUGCUGAUGAACAUGCAAACCCAGAACCCGCCCAUCACCUAUCCAGUGUGCCCUUCACAGGUGUAUUUUUAUAUGAUUUUUGGUUGUGUUGAUAAUCUCCUCCUCAUGGUGAUGACCUAUGACAGGUAUAUAGCCAUCUAUCACCCUCUCCACUACACCUCUGUCAUGAGAGGAGGACUCUGUGUUCUGCUGGUGAGUGGCUCCUGGAUUCUCUCCUGUUCCAGUGCCCUUCCUAACACCCUCCUGCUGGGCCAGGCAUCCUUCUGUGCUGACAGCAUCAUUCCCCACUUUUCCUGUAGCCUCCCCAAACUACUCGAGCUGUCCUGCUCAGACACCUCUCUCAAUGAGCUGGUCAUAUUCACUGAAGAGUCUGCAGUUGUCAUUUUUCCAUUGAGUGGCAUCCUGGUCUCUUAUGGCCACAUUGGUCUUUCCAUCCUGAGGGUCCCCUCUACUAAAAGGAUCUGCAAAGCCUUGUCCACCUGUGGCUCCCACCUCUCUGUGGUUUCUCUGUUCUAUGGGACAAUGAUGGCAGUGUACUUUUCCUCCUCAUCAGGCCAGUCCCAUAACAAAGACAUCAUUGCUUCCAUGAUGUACACAGUGGUCAUCCCCAUGCUGAACCCUUUCAUCUACAGCCUGAGAAACAGAGACAUGAAAUUGGCACUGGGGAUUCUUUUCAGAAACAGUAACCUUUUGGACAAGUGAGAAUCACCUAAACAUGUUCUCCUUUCACUCACUGACAUUUUCAGUAAUUGCCUUAAAAAUUUUGUGUUGAUCACCCAUUUCUCUAGCACUUUCCUAAGUAUCCCUUAAUUGGUCAUUGUUAUUAGCUCAAUAUCAUUCCCUUUAGUCAUAUCUCUUGUCCAUUUAUUCCUUCAUACCCCUAAAUGUGACAUUACCCACAACAUGCAUUCAACUUGUGGUCUUCAAAACAUCAAUUUUUUGUAUGCAUGUGUUUGUUUUAAUUUUGUUUUUUU